UGAAGGAAUUGUCAACAAAUGUCGUAUUUAAAUUUCAUCAAUAACAUCUAAAAUAGCAUCAUGUAAAACAUCCCAAAAUUCUAUUAAAACAAGUAAAAUUAUGAAAUUGAUUCUAUGCUCAGUAACUUUCUUAACUAUACUUCAACUUAUUUUUGCACAACACAAACAGUCAUGUCACAGUCCGGUUUACUGCCAAGGAGAUCUUCUUCACGUAGUGCAAACUGCAAAAAUAUUCAACGAUUCAAAAACAUUCGUGGAUAUGGUAAUGAUUAAUCCUGUUAACGAAACUCUACAGAAAUUCCAAACUAUGAUGAAUGAAAACGAUGACAAUCCAUCUAGGGAUCAGAUACAAAAAUUCGUUUUCGAAAAUUUCAAGUCUAUCGGCGAAUUGGAAGAAUGGUUUCCACGAGAUUUUAAAAAAGAACCGAAAAUCAUUAAAGAAAUUCAGGAUCCAGUGAUACGUGUGUUCGCACAAAAUAUUAUUAAUAUAUGGCCAACUUUAACGAGGAAAGUUUCGUAUCAUGUUUUCGAUCAUCCAGAAACUCACUCGUUGAUCCCAGUUGAGCAUCCUUUCAUUAUCCCAGGCGGAAGGUUCAAAGAAUACUAUUAUUGGGAUUCAUAUUGGAUCUUGAAAGGACUACUCCUUAGUGAUAUGUUGGAAACAGCGAAGGGCUUAGUUCAAAACUUACUCUCUAUGGUUGAAAGGUUUGGUUUUAUACCCAAUGGGGGUAGAAUAUAUUAUUUGAAUAGAUCCCAACCACCACUUUUAAGCCUUAUGGUAGCCGAUUACGUAAAAUUUUCUAAAGACUUUGAGUUCAUUAGACAAAAUAUAAACACUCUAGACAAAGAAAUACAGUUUUGGUUAAAUAAAAGACUCGCUAAGAUAACCAAAGACGGAAAACAGUACGAACUAGCUCAUUACGAUUCAGAAAGUGAUACUCCCAGACCCGAAUCAUAUUUAGAAGAUAUUGAAACUUGCUUACUAUUGAAAUCUGAGGAAGAAAGGUAUGAAUGUUACACGGAUUUAAAAGGAGGCGCUGAAAGCGGUUGGGACUUCAGUAGCCGAUGGCUUUUUGACAAAAAAGGUUACCCAACGGGAAAUCUAACUUAUAUUAAUACAAGAAGGAACAUCCCCGCAGAUUUGAAUGCAUUUCUCUACAAAGCGUUCAAUGUAAUGUACAAAUUCAAUCUUAUAUUGCAAAAUGACCAAAUGGCGAAAUUUUAUCUUGAUUGCAUGGAACGUUGGAAAUUAGCUAUAGAAAAUAUUCUCUGGAAUGAGGAAGAUGGCACUUGGUACGACUAUGACUUGAAACUUGAAAAACAACGAAAAUAUUAUUUCGCAAGCAAUUUAACCCCUCUCUGGGCAGGGGCGUUCGAUGAAAGUCAAAGAUUGGAGAAAGGUCGAAGAUCAGUGAAAUAUUUAAAGAAAAUGGGAAUUGAUCAAUACCGAGGAGGUAUUCCUACAUCACUCUUUCCCACUGGUCAACAAUGGGACUUUCCAAACGCUUGGUCACCUUACCAAAAUUUAAUUAUUAUAGGUUUGGAAAAAAGUGGAGAUCCUGAAGCACAAGAAUUAGCUGAACACUUGGCUCAUAUAUGGGUUAACUCAAACAUUAAAGCUUUUCACGAAAACAAAGUUAUGUUUGAAAAAUACAGCGCAGAAAGUAGCGGUCAUUUUGGUGGAGGUGGUGAAUAUCAUAUCCAAGCGGGUUUUGGUUGGAGUAACGGUUGUAUUUUGGAACUCAUACAUCUCUACUUUAGAGCUAAGACAAGAAAAUAUAUUGGGUUCCACUAGAGCAUAAAAAACAUCAUAAAAUAAUACCUCACAUAGAAUAAUAUAUAUAAAUAUUUUACGUUCAAUUAUUUUGACUUAAAAUUAACUUCAGUUGGACUCUUUGCAACUUCCAUUUACAAAGCAAGUAAAAUAUUAAUACAAUAAAAAAUUUCAAUUCGAGAUUCGUCUGCUUUGAUUUGGUUCAUUAGUGUCCAGAAAGUUCAGUCUUGAUUUGUUUGAUACCUGAAUUGAAGGUGACUGUUACAAAAUUGUGGAGGAAAAUUUAGUGCUCAUUUUACAGUUGUAGCAGUGUGACCUUCAACUAUUUUCAGCUGGAGAUUUUGUAGCCCGCAAAGCAUCGAAUUUAAAACUCAAAAUAACUGGUUCUCAAUCCGGAACUUUUUCUUAUCAACCUAUUUUAAAUUGAAACUGAUAUUCACAGAAGAAAUAUCUGGGCUGUUAUAUGAUAACCAUAAUUUCAUCUCAACGUCCCUUUAAAUGCAUCUAUUUGUUUGGGAAUAGUAUUUCAAACAUACUAGAUGUAUCUACUGGUGGAAGUGGUUGUAGUUUAUCACCAAAAGUCAGGAUUUGUGGUUCAAUUAUAAAACAAGCUAAGGUUGUACUCAUGCAAAAUGUUUUUCUGCUUGCAACCACAUGCUAUGUACGCUAUAUCUAACUUGCUAACUGACCUGUGGGUGAUUUUUUUAUCUGUAACGCCUGCUAACGAAUAAAAUGGUAUAGUGUAGGAUCUGUAGCUCUUUUACGGUCAGUAUCUUUCUAUAACACAUUAAUUCCUACAACACGUGAUAAUUCAGAUCUAAAUAUAGCAGUUUAGGUCAAACUAUUAUUUUAUUUAUGUCUGGUGUAAAAUUUUAAAUUGUGAUGCUUUAUAUCUGGAUCAAGUAUACCAACGUUUCUCUAAUGCACCCAAAUAAUGUUCUGUUAUAUAUUUGAAUGAGUACUGUUGAUCUUGCUACGAAUUUUCUUUCGAAAAUAAAUUAGAAGUACAAAUUUUUAUACCAAUUAGUAAUCACUGCCUAUUUUUUUUUAAAUAAAAUAAAUCCUUUACUCUAGAGUCUCCAUAUCAUUUAAUCUUUGGCUUUUUAUAACCUCGACAGAUUUUUGUAGAAAAAUAUAAAAUACAUUUCAUAACUAAUAAUGCACUACGAAAAUUGAAGUAUAAACCAUGCAUUCAGAAUUACUCAGGUACGCUUACGACAGGUGUGUAGUCUUGUUUUAAUCAAUUGGCUUAGGUUUUGUGGGACAUUCUUCAUUUUGCAAAAGGCAAUAUUGAUUCAACUUGUAGAGGUUUUCUUUAAUUGGAUGAAUCAAAGUACCAUACAAUUCCUCAACUGUGUGUUCAUAAUAAAUAUCAUGUAUAGAUGAAGUUAUAAAAUCUUCUAAUUUCUCAAUUUCGCUUAAGAGCCUGGAAAUAAAUAAACUACCUUUCAAUUUUUAGUUUAUGACAUCGUAGAAAUAUGUGAUUAUACACUCCUCGGCAAAUUUAUUUAAUCAUUUCGAUUAUUUAAUCUUAAGGAAUAUUUGAGAAAACAAUCACUUUAUGGAAUUGAUACUCCACAAAUAUAAAAUUAAUGUAUUUUUUAAUCUCAUUCAUUAUUGUAAGAACACGAUUUCCAAUACUCAAACCAAUGAAAAUUCUAAAUUUAUGACUUUUAAUUUAACUAUUCUAUAGGUACACGUAUUAAUAAAUAUGGUUUAAUUUUUAAAAAAUCCUCAAUUAUGAGAGGCCGGAUAAGGACAAGGUUUCAAUAAUAUCGAAUAUUUGAAUACUUUUCAAAACGUGAUUAAGAAUAAUAGUAGACAGAAUAAAUGACACAAUUAUAUUCAUGACUUCAUGAUAACUAAAGCUGUAAUCAAUUCUUGUCUAAUUUUUAUUAAGAAAAGUCAUUUUGUUGAUAUUACAUUAUGGUAGUACAGUAGUGCCAGAACUAGUCAGUCAAUAGCAAAAGGACUUGUAUUUAUUAAAUUAGGAAGGAUGCUAUUAAAUUAAAAAUAUUAUACUCGUGAUUAUAUAUUCGUUUAUUUAAUUAAUAAAUAAUAAUUUAUUUAAUUGCAGCUUGAUUAUAUCUUAUAUAGUCCACUCAUUUUAUCUGCGGAAAAAUUCCUAGUGAGUUGAAUUUUUGUAUACACCUUUAUUAACGUGUUGUAAUGAAGCUAUGAAGAAACGACAUCGAUACAGGCUAAAAAGUUAUAAAUAUGGAGUGUAGAGAAGGAGGAACAUCUCUUAUGGACGGUACGUUUAAAAUAUGGUCUGAAUUCUGUAGGGAUAAUACGUGGCGCUGAUUGUACUAUGGGAUUGAGAUCUGAAGUUAAACACUUAAACACCCUGUAUAAGAAAUUAUCAAAGUUGUGACUGACGUUUGAUUAUAUUCAUGUGAAAAGCUGUGCAAUCCUUAAUAUCUUAUUAGAUUUUUAUUUUUUAUUAAGAACUUGAUAUAUUUCUGUACCUGCUUGCAUAAGCUAAUUACCAAUGAUAUUUUAACAAAACUAUAAUUAUUAUAUUUGUUGCGGAUAGAGUUCAAUAUUUUAUUUCUAUGAACCAAAAUGUUUUAUUUUCAAUUAUUUUAUUAUUCUUAUUGAUAUUUUUAUAUGAGUAUAACUAUUAUAUUAGUUGCUAAUGAAGUUCAAUAUUUUAUUUUUAUGAACCGAAAUAUUUUUUUUAUUAUUCUAUUAUUUUUAUUGAUCUAAUUAUAUCGCUAUAAUUAUUAUAUUAGUUACGGAUAAAAUUCAAUAUUUUAUUUUAAUCAACCAAAAUGUUUUUUUUAUACUAUUUCAUUAUUGUUACAUGAUUCUACUUUUUUUUCAUAUUAGAAUAUAUGUAUUAUCUAAACCAAAUAAAUAGCUAAAUAAUAUAGUUAAUUUAACGAGA
Molecule: messenger RNA, 4664 nt
Organism: Diorhabda carinulata
Lineage: Eukaryota; Metazoa; Arthropoda; Insecta; Coleoptera; Chrysomelidae
Product: trehalase-like
Exons: 6
Coding region: 101-1795 (564 amino acids)
Biological process (GO): trehalose catabolic process
Molecular function (GO): alpha,alpha-trehalase activity
Source: RefSeq, a predicted model, not a curated record